CAGUGACCAAGAUUCUAACCGUUGGGCUUGUUGGUUGUCAGGACCGGCUCGAUCUCGAGGAGGCGGCGGGCCUUCAGAGAAAGCGACGUCCCAGCCUUGUCUCGCUCAGGUGGUCGCAGAAGCCAAACGGGUUGUGGACAACGGCACGCUGAAAGACAUGCAAGUGGUCAUGCGAAAAGUGCAGCUGACAGAUCCAGGGAAGUGGAAUGAUUUGGCGACUAAGCCUGAGUUAAAGCAGCAGCUAAAGAAGUUUGUGGCAGAGGCAGCCCUAAAGGCCUUGGAAGAGGCCGUCCGUCCGAGCGCACUGCUGCUCGGCGUGUGAGUCUUGCUGGGCAGGACCUGCUCCUGGCGCGACAGCAGCAAGCGAGCGCCCAGCGGCAGGUUGAGACUGCCCAGCGGCAGGUUGAAAGCGCUCAGCGGCAGGUUGAGAGCGCCCAGCGGCAGGUUGAGAGCGCCCAGGAGCAGGAAGUGAUGGCGGUGAGGCGUCUCGCUCGAGCUGCCACCGUCUUGGAGACGGCGGAGGACUCGGGCAAUGCGACAAAGGUGCAGGAGGCCAAGGAGGAGGUCCAGGAGGCGGAAAGGAAGGUGGAGAAGGCGGAAAGGAAGGUGGAGAGGGCGAAGAAGGAGGUCCAGGAAGCGAAGAAGGAGGUCCAGGAAGCGAAGAAGGAGGUGCAGGAGGCGGAGGUCAAGGAGGCGAAGGCAAGCGGCCGGACGAAGGAGUCCGAGGCACGGAGCAGUUGGUGCGAGAAGUUGCUCGCGAAGAAGUUGAAGUUUGGAGCAGCCGACCAACUGCUUGCAACAGUUGGGGCCACAUGGGACUAUUGUGGGAAGGAGGUGCUGCGUGAAAGCAUGCAGAUCCCCAUCCAGAAGCUGCACGAGCAAAAGGGGAAGAACAGUGACAAACAGCUUCAUCCUUUGUUCAUCGCAUUUGCAGGCCCAGGGCAAGGCAAGUCCCGGUUGCUGACAGAGUUCCCGGGCCUGGUCGAGCAGUGCUUGCAGAAUGUGUCUGAAAGGCAGAAACUGAAAUUCAGCAAGCAAACGAGGAGCUUCAUGAUCAGCUGCGAGAACGGCCUCUCUCCCGGGGACUGGGCCACGGAGGAGCUCAAUGCCCGACGCUUUGUGGCAUGCCGCAUGCUGUGGCAGCUGCGGAAUGCAAACAAAGAGGCUUUUCGGGAGGUCGGCGCUCCAGAGACUUUUGCAAAAUUCCGCGUCGAAUGCUCCGAUAGCCUUGUUGCAGAGGAUGUCUUUGCAGCUGUGCUGUGUGAUGAGCUCAAUCAUAGCACGGUGGUGAUCGGAGUCGACGGGAUGCAAGGUCUGCCUGGAUUUACCGAGCGCAGUGAUGCUGCGGGCAAGGACCUGCCAUUCUAUCAGGUGAUGCAGGAGGUCUGCCGCCUCAUCAACCAAAUGGAAGGUCCCUUUGUCGUAGCUUGUGUGGCCGCUUUGCAAAAUGUGAAGAGUGGACUUGCUGGCAGUCCCCAGGCCCGAGUUUUUCUGGAGCUGCCACGCGUGACCGCCGUAACCCGCAACAAACAGCCGGUGCUGCCCGGCCACCGCCUAAAAGACCUCCUGGUCGAAGACAUGGGCGGGCAUGGCAGAGCUUUGGAGUGCCUUCUAGAGGCCUUGAUGGAGAUGCCCAACGCUGCAGCAACUGCCUUGGUGGGUGCAGUUAUGAGACAAUUGAGGCAGAAGUAUCCUGACGCCGCUCAGAUGGAGCCGGGUGCAGACCUCAAGGAACUGCUUCGCGCAGCUCUGUCAGGCAGAUGGAUUUUGUCUGGCGAAAUGGUCGGCAAUCUAGAUCCUGAGAAGGUGGAGCUUAUCCGCGUCAAGUUCAAGGACGGCGACUCCUCGCAGUACCGCAUCGACUUGCCCUACAUUUGGUUGUACUUGAUGCUGAGUUUGUCUAAGUUCUCUGACGAUUUGCAACCGUGGAACUUGAUGGACUACCGCUUGUUUGAGUCAGAACCAACCUGGCAACAGUGGGAAGAAUUCAAUGCCAGGUUUCGAGUGUUGCGAGCUUCUGCGUUUGAGGAAAAGCACCAAGGUCAUCAACCGGCAUCUGCAAUUUGCCAAAUCCAGGAAGCAAUUGUUGUCGAGGUCCUCACGCUGCGGCAAUCCCAAAGCUCGGACAAAUUUACUCAAGGGACUGGGAAUGCACCAGUGCGUAGUUGAAAUGACAAACCAAAACCUUACAGUGACGUUGACUGGCAAACGUGUUUUGGUCGUGAAUGCUGCCGGAGCUCCAGCUGCUGAUGCCUUUCUCAUGUUGGAAGAGGUGAGGGCAAAGGGCAACAAUCGCACGAUCUCUGGAGAACGAGCGUGACAAAGCAUGCGACACAGCUGACAUCCUGGUGCUUUUGCUGACAAGGACAGAGACUGUGCCUUCGUACCUGAAGCGCAGUACCAGGAGUACUUUGGCUUCUACGCUGGUAGAGCCUUCUAUCAAACCAGGGCGGCCAAACCUUGAAGGCUGAAUUGUUGCUGCUGUGCCAUUUCCUGGCCUAGAAUUGGAUCUCGGGGCUCAAAGAAUUGCGGAGCAUGAGGA
Effrenium voratum is the source of this 2542-nucleotide messenger RNA. The record is from the annotation of a GenBank genome assembly. Lineage: Eukaryota; Dinophyceae; Suessiales; Symbiodiniaceae.